Molecule: messenger RNA, 2719 nt
Organism: Saccostrea cuccullata (small rock oyster)
Lineage: Eukaryota; Metazoa; Mollusca; Bivalvia; Ostreida; Ostreidae
Product: protein FAM114A2-like
Exons: 13
Coding region: 285-2447 (720 amino acids)
Source: RefSeq, a predicted model, not a curated record
CCAUAUGUUUUCAGCUGAAGUGGUUGUUAAAGAUACAUGCAGUUACUGAACCCUUUUGAAUGAUAAGUCUGAUUUCAUGAAGUCAUUUUACUUGCAUACAAUGUCCUUGUUAAGUUGCCAUGCAGGGUUGUAAAUUCAAUUCCGAGGGUUUGGUUAUGACCUAACCACUGAUGACAACCAAGAGACUAGUUCCAAGAAAAAAAAAAAUUGACAGACUAAAGUGCUAAAGUGUCACCCACAGAGAAAUCUGUAACUUAAUUGUGCACAAUUCUGUUUAGAAGAAGAUGUCAGACUCAGAAGAUGAUGCAGCAUUUGCCAGUGCCGAUGAAGGUGAGACUGAUCCUCCCCUUACCACCCAACCAAGCCCAAUCCCUGAGAAAGUGAAGACAAAAGAGGAUGGCAGUAAGGCCAACAAAGCAGCAGGGGAUGGAAAGAGUGAAGACAAGACAUCAAAAAUAAAAUACAGUGAAAAGACAGCAAAACUGAAGGACAGUGAAAAGAAAGAGGACACUAAAAAAACUACUGCUCCAAAAGUAAAGGAGGCAGUUAAGACUGAGGUUCCACCAGUUACAAAACAAGAAGAAAAAUCUAAAGGAGGAAAGGGAAAAAAGAAAAAAGGAAAGCAAGCUAAAACUGUGGUUAAAGAUUCAGAUAAAAAUUCUGAAAGUACCUCAACAAAAUCUGCACGUGAUGAGAAGGUACCUGAAAAGGAUAAGUCUUUACAUUCAGAGGCAACAAAUCUGUCCCAAGAGGAGCAGGAGUCAGAAAUCGAAAGCUCAGAAAUAAAGGAAAAACUAACCUUGUCAGAACCCCCUGUUACUAAAAGAGUGCCACAAGAAAACAAAUCUCCAGAGCUUGAAGAAGGUACUAAUAAAAAGAGUGAUACAGAGCAGUGCAGAAAAGAAAACAUUGUCAGUGAGGAGGGGACAACAGCUGAUAUGAAGUCAAAAGAACACCCAACUGCUUGUAAAGAGAGUCAAAAGACGGAACAGGAAAAACAUGAACCCAAAUCAGUUUUUGACAGGUUAACACAGCCCUCAAAGCAAAAGUCUGAGAGUUGGGGUUCAUGGGGAAAUUGGGGAUCAUCCUUAAUGAAUGUUGCAUCUUCCUCUGUAUCAACAUUCAGUAACCAACUGGGUGAAGGAUUUACAACGAUAAUGGAUAGUGUGGAAACAGCAUUAGGAGCCCCACCAGUUGAGGAAAUUCUGGAAGAAAAGGGACCAAACUCUCCUCCAGAAACAGUGAAAAUGGAAAGACUAGAAGGACAGAAGGAAACAUCAACUCCUGUGGAAACUGGAAAAACAGAGAAAUCCACUGCUGUAAAGGAAGAUAAGCCCCAAGAAGAACCUGCCACUUCCUCCAGUACAGCCAAUGAGUCUUCCACCAGUACAGCCAGUGGGGGGAGUGGGUGGUGGUCUGGCUGGGGCAUGUCUAAUCUGUCUAACCUCUCUUCAGUGGUUCACAACACAACAAAUAUGGUCCAGAAAUCAGUCCAGAAUACCAGUAAUAUUGUUCAGAAAUCUAGUAAGACUUUGGUAACUGGGGGACUGGAUGUGUUGGAAACAAUAGGAAAGAAAACAUUUGAGGUGAUAAAAGAUCAUGACCCUGGACUAAGCAAGACCAGAGAGUUUUUAUUUGACAAGCAUGAUAAGCCCAGCCUCUCCCAGGUUUUACGUGAGGCACAGAAGGAGGAGGAAGAUAAAAUAGAAAAAAAGAAAGAGGAGGAUGAGGCCAGACUUACUAACUUUAAGGCCAUGUUUGAGGAUGAUCAAGGUUAUGCCCACCUGGAAGCCUUGGAGAUGCUGUCCAAUAUGUGUGAGAAGACAGUGCAUUCUUUGUUAGAGGAUAUGUCAGAUCAUAAGCUGGACUCCAUUAAAGCCGAGCUGAUCCGCAUCAAGCAAGUGUUUGAAAGAAUGCAAGAAGAAAAUGAUGAUGAUGAUACUGAAGACAAAGAACAUGAAUUUGGAAAGUUAGUAGCAGAGCAUCUGUCAGAAAUUCAUCUGGGGACCACUCCUGAUAAACUCAAUAAGACCCAAGAAAAAAUUCGGGAAACUAUUGGCAAAUAUUUUGCCUCAGAGGACGUAUCAGUCAAGGAAAUUCAUCAAGCUGCCAUUCAGGCCUUAGCUGAGUUUACUUCGAAAUCCUUGGAGCAGUUCCAUAAGGCUGGUGAACUGAUAAUCUUACAGCGAGACACUGGCAAACACUGUGAAAGCAGGGCCCACAGCUUAGAGAGAUUGGCUAAAGUCUUGAGCACUGAAGUUGGUAUCAUAGCUACCAAGUUUUGUCACUGCUUAAAUAAAUUAGAUGAGAAUGAGAAUCCAGACCUCACAUCAGUGGUAACCAACAUAUACUUAGAGGCCUCCAACAGCACCAUGUACAUUCAGGACGCUCUACAACUCCUGUUACCCUGCUUACAGCAAGCGGCCAUACAGAGGUCACUGACGUAGCCAAAAAAAUGGGGGAGGGAGGGAGGAUGGGGGGAGCAAAAUAAGUAACAUUCUACAGUAAGUGAACAGUCAAAAUGCAAGAAACAGAAAGGGGAGGGGCAAUAAAUUAAAACAAGAGACAUUCUGCAGAGGAAACCUGCACCACAAAGGGAAGCAGUUGAAAGUGGAUGUACUUGUGUAACUUGGAGCAGUUAGUAUUGUCAGAAGUUGGUGAUAAUGUUUUGAAGUAAAAGAAAUUUAAUUUAUGAAUAAAUGAAUUAAAUUAUUGUGUA